UCUCGUUUCGUCGAAAACAUUUCUGGUUCAGACAAAUGUCGCACUUGAGGUCCCUGCACUGUGGAGUUAAGCCAACCGACUAUCAGGUUUAUAAGGCUAGGUAAAACACAAGCUUACUAGUUACACUGGCAGUGCACCAUUGCCCAUUGUCCAGCGUAAUUCGGCCAGUGUAUAAUAGUUAAAGUACGAGAAGAAUUGAAUACAAUUGAUGCCAACGCACCAUGGCAUUUGCUCGCGUAUAAUAAGCCGACUGUAGGCUGAAAUUAGUAUAUCCGCUCAUGCCGGUUGGCUGAUGUACUAGGAAAGGCAGUCCAGCAACGCUGUAGGACGAGGCAGUAGCAGUAUCUAGUUUAUUGUCGAUGCGUUUCAUACUGGAGUUUGUUUCUAAACCGACGGGUUCACAAUGGGUCGUUGGAGGCUAGUGGAUCAAUAAAUUCCGGGGAAGGUAACGUGAGCGCUGUUGGGCAUCUUUUGAAACAGCAGCUCCAGCAGUCCUUGAGUUUUCGGAUAGAGCGUCCCGCCUAUGCGAACGGAAUCGCGCUCGAAGCUUAUCGAUAAAGAAUCGCCGCUUGCAGAUCUACUUUGUUGUAUAUUCACAAAGUCUUAACAUGGAGGUCCAGACGCUAACUUGCUUGCUAGUUAUCAUGGUGCUGGCAUUUUUGCACAUAAGUAGUAGCGAACUCGAAAAAAUUGGGCAGCUCCCAGCCACGACUUUAGUCAAAUUUUAUGCGUAUAGGCACGUGUCUAUCAUUUACUUCAAAAUACCACUGGACAUUGCACUAGCAAGAUGGAAGUUUCAUGCGAAUGAAGUCAAGACUGGUGGCAUUUUCCGAUGCACACCCCAGAACAUUACUGUCCACAUCAAGCCUGGCAGCAUUCCGUUCGUAAAUCCUGACAAAUCCAAAGUUCCGGAGAAUCUCCUGGAGGCGCGAUUUCCUCAUCAUAGCUUGUUCUUUACGAGCGAUGGAACACAACAGGUGCAGAACAUCACCGCACCCGUGCCCGGAGAUUGGUUUGCGAUUGCGUUUCGCUCUUGGUCUGACCCUAAUGACGGCAAGAUUGAACAACAAGGGAUCAGCGCGUCCUGUGAGACUAUUCUCGACGCGGAAGUCGAUGUGGAGCGUGAAGCAAGCCUACAGCUGGCUGUGAAUGCCAGGCAACCAAAUAUACGCUUAGCAAGCAUCGGGGAUUUAUCGAGAGUGCGAUUUCUAAUGCCAAACAACGUAAUUGAGUCAAGUAUCACUAUUUUUUCCUCAUCUGGGGUAUCUUCGGAAGUCGAGGUAAACGUAACGGCCAACUCCUAUAUUUCAUCUAAAGGCACUGAGCUCGCUCAAACAACUUUGAAUUCAUCAACGGCGGUGUCAGUUCCCUUCAAGGUUUGGACAAACGCCUUUCACUACAUCACAGUCCGUCUUCUAUCUGGUUCUUCCACUGACGUCUCUGUCGUUCUCAACAACAGUGUCCAACGUUUUUCUGAUGCUACCGUGGUCAGAUUGACCAGAAAAUCGUACCCAGAUUUUUUCCUAUUUGACUACGAAUACCUUGUAGACAACCAGACGAAAUCCUCAUCCGUGCAGCUGACUACGACUUCAACCAGUGUUUUCUCCUUCGAGAUAAAUUCGAUCAGUGAUACCGGUGGAACUCUAACCGUCGCUCUUAGGCUAAAGGACAAAGGAAAGUCUGAGCCAGAAAAUUUUACAGUCUUCGGUUGUGUCCACCUUGGAACAUUACAGGACAUCUCUCCGGAGACUGGACGCUGUUUUUCGAAUAUUAUGGAGUCCAAGCUUCCAGUCCUUGUAACCUCAAAGACUGAUCCCGGCCCUAUCUACGUCCAUAUACCCUUUCCGGAACCUGGCUUAUGGUACCUAAGCCUGAGAGCUUUUUUGCGUUCUAUGAACUGCACCUGUCCCGAGACCUGUCAAGAAAACUCUACAAUGUGUCCUUGCCUGAUCCCUGCUUCCGGUACAGUUGAAAUGAGCGUGGCCUCUUCGCCAUGUAUAGAAGGAAACUGCGGAAUGCAUGGACGCUGUAUUCACUACAUGAAUGGAGGUUUUGUGUUUUCUGGAUGCCACUGCCUACGGGAUUAUAGAGGGUUUGACUGCACUGAUGAUCAGUACGUUCAAAACGAUUCAUCAGUACUCAUAGGUCUGCUAAUGCUUACCUUGAGCAACCUGGUCUUCGUGGGAUCCAUCUAUUUUGCUCUUCAUAGAGCCUAUUAUGCAGAGGCAUUGAUUUAUUUCGCGGUCAUGUUUUUUUCCACCUUUUACCACGCCUGCGAGUCCGGCGAGAGCGUUUACAACUUCUGCAUAAUGCGAGUUGCCGUCCUCCAGUUCUGUGACUUCUUCACAGCGCUCCUUGCCUUCUGGGUCACCCUUGUCGCCAUGGUCGGUUUGACCCCCCGGUCAACGGCCAUCUUGGACCUUGGAGGUGCCGUCGUCCUAGCUACAUGUGCGGAACUCAAUAGAACAGCACUUUGGGUUUUCAUGACGCCCACGAUCACAGGUUCAUGCUUAGUGGCUUUUUUUUGGAUUAAACGCUGUCGGGCAAGAAACACGAUUCACUAUCCGGCCAAGUGCUACCAAUAUUACUAUUUCCCAGCAGGAAUCGGUUUGGUCACCUUGGGACUUAUUUGCUACGCCUUUCUGCAAACUCAGAUGAAUUACAGUCUAGUGCACAGCUUUUGGCAUAUGGCAGUGGCUGGCGGUGUAAUGCUACUGCUGCCUAAUCGCAAGCACUUAAAAUGAGACGAAAUUUUAUUCAGAAUUUCAUUAUUUGCUUUAUGUAUCUCCUACAAUUCUGUGAGGAAUACCACCGCAACAUAUAUUGUCUAACCAAAACAAAGAAUUCAACUCUUGGGUGUUUUUCUACACCCCAAGUCAACAGUUUUACAAAUAAAUACACUUCCGAAUUACAAAUUUAGGUUAAAUAAUAAAGUAUCGGGAUGAAGGAUAACGAACCAACUUUCAGUAACCAAGGAAUUAGACUUGGAAGUAACUCAAAGUGUUCCGAAGACUUUCAAAAUAUCAAAUAUACCAAAAAUUCGGGUCACUGACGAGGCAAAUACAUUAAGUUAUGUGCACAAAUUGUACAGGGAAGAGAAUCUCAACUAGAGGGGAAUGUUGUUACGCAAUGUAAUAUCUCUUCACUAUCAGUGGAUAUCCAUUAUUUAGAAUAAGUUUUGAUGAAAUGUUUGUUAAAGGUGGUAAGAUAUUUGAUCUUAAACCGAAUCGUGGAUCAUUCUGAUCCAAUGUUAAAUGCCAUUCAAUUUACAGGCAGUUGCAUUCAUUUAGACGUAUUGAAGUAUAAAAUAUAGGCUAGUAGUCCAAACAUUCGCCUUAUAUCGUAUACAAAAGUGUUAGAUUACACCUCAGUAAUGAACAUGAGCAUAGCCAAGCAUGUAUCGAAAUAUUACUACGUAUGUUGUAACGAUCAGCUAUGAGCAGUACCCAUAACUGUUAGCUACAUAGUAAAGAUACGACGGGCACCGACAACCACCGAGAUUAGCCGACGUCACCCGAAUUCAGAGGCCACUGACAGAAUGCAGCGGACUUGCGGAACACGGACAUGGUGAAGGCACGGCAGACACCGAGGACAAUCGAGGUUAGUGAACGUAACUCACACGGAGUUAGAAGAUACAGACGGGAAGCAGAGGCAGACUCGCUAGACACGGACAUGGAAUCGCGAGACUGACCGCGACGGUGCACCAGGGGUACUCGCCAGCAGAUCUCAGGCAGAGCGCCGCGCUGUUUUAUUUUGCUACGGGACGUUGUUCAUCUAGAACAUGUUCAAGAACUUAGAAUCAAAUAGUAUCCGUAUGAGUAUUCAAGCAUAGCGCUUAGAUUCUUUAAUUAAAUUUUAAUCUUGAACCGAUAGAGUCCACGACAGCACGGAAUUUUAAAUGAGCUGGAAUUGCAGAGUAUGGAAAGGUAGAAGAGUUAGGGAAAAUUUAACAUUGAGAUCACAGGAGCAGAAUCUACGAAUCCUGUAUUAUUUUUAUUUUACUUUAAUGUUUGUAUGAUUUUUCUUCUGAAGAUUCUUUUUUUUUGUAUCAUUUUCUCUGAAUGUAAUCUUUGAUUAAUUGACUCGUUCUUAGAAAAUUUCAUCACAUCUGUACUUCAGUUCGUUAUCACUAUCGGUUAGAGUUGAUAUUGGAUAGAAUUAACAGAUGGCGUGCAUUCAUCACGGUGGUUGGACGGCACUGUGAAAACCGUGUUCGGGACCAAUACCUGGCAAAACGCAGCCUGACCGGCAGCCAUGGCUACCGUCUUGGUCUGCAGUUUAGCUAUCGUAUUUAGUUAAUCAGAGGUUGUCAGCUCUGGCUUCUGUGCCAAAGUCUGAGCACGGAGGUGGCUCCAAUUUUCCCGAGUCCACGAUAUAGAAGGGAGCACUGGCUUGUGAUCGUGUCUCCGACUAGGUAACAACGGUUAGAAACCCUUGUCUCUGAGAGAGAGAGCAAUGGCCUCAAGCCCUUGUUUUCUGAAGCGAGCAACAGUGACAAACGCUUGUCUACAAUCAAAGCAGCUCUGGUUAUUCCCAAGUCUGCAACAGCUCUUAGAGAUUGAUCCUACGCUUAGCCUAUCAAAGUGUGUACUAUUCAUUUAAUUAAUUCUUACUCAUUACAGCAUCUGAGACAAAGACAUUCACAAUAACACUACGUUCCCACAAGCAUUGACUCCGGGAACAGCUCGCACACGUAACAAUAUAUUGUAACAAUUUUUGUUAGAACCUGUUACUAGGGUUAUCUAACGCACACCUUAGUGUGUAUCAUCAGAUUUUUUUAAAAAUAAAUCGAUGAAUCUCAUUAGUCAGAUGCAUAUAAUAAGGUCGUGUGUUCAGAAUUCCAUUUCGUCAACCCAUAUCCCCAUUUAAAUUGUAAUUCUCUCCUUUCUUUACGGCUUCGCAUUUACUCACAUAAAAAUAGAUCGUUACACCGUGACUGGCCAGCUUUCUUUGAUUUUUAACGCAAUUCUAAUAUAUUUGGACUUGAAGUGUAGUUGAUUCUCUAAUUUAAGUAAGAAUUGUGACCUCAUUUUUCUUAUAUUCCUUUCGCAUUUUUAGCACUCAGUCUUGUGGUUUUCUCUUGCCUCAUUUAUAUUUUGUUAUCUAUAUCGCAUUUCUCAUACUUCAUUUGUGAAUCUUUUUCUAUCUAAUAUUUCAAUUCCUUACUUAAUAUCGCAUCACACUGUCUAAUACCUUAAUUUCCCGUAACGUGUAUCACGCUUACGAUUUUCUUGCUUACAUUGCUUACACUUACGCUUGCGUCGCAUCUUUUUGUGUUUUAUAAUUACCUUUAUCAUACCAUAUUUGAUGUAAAUCCCUUGAUUUAUCGUUAAUAUUUUUUCUACAUGAGUGACUUGGUUAUCCGUGGAACCUCGAAAACCCUAUAUAUCGCAACAUUGAUCGUAGAUCAAUCUAGUUUGUAGUAUCAUCAAUACUAUCGUAGCUAAUAAUCUUAUGAUAGCUCAUUUGCUAAUCUAUCGUUAAUUCCUUUCUCUAUAGUUCAUUGUGUAAUCUUCUCUAGCAAAUUUUUCUCGCUAAAAAAUUUGAUAUGUGUAUUUAAUAUCAGCGAAAAUUAACAGCCCGCCAUUCAAAAAUGGCUAAGUGAAUGUAAUUCACAUUAAUAGCCACAUACAGCACAUGUGUGCACAUAUCAACAAGCUUCACACACAAGUCAAAAAUGUGUCUCUUCGCGACGAAUUUCAAAUGUAAAUAUAUUCAACGGCACACGAAAACAAAACAAUUUUCGAAAUACAGGUGAUGAGAGAAAUUAAUGACACUGUAGUCAGGGCGGCUAGGUGGUCUAGUGGAGUAAGUCUCCGGUAAAGCAUCUCUAGACACCAGGUCCGAUUGCUGGCUCCGUCGUUAAUUUUUCAACUCACCUGAAAAUUUCAAAAUUGUACUCAUCUCUAUUACCAACGUACCGCAACCUAGACUUCUACGUAAAAUAAGUUAUUGUUAAUAAUGAAGUUUCCCAUAAAUUUCCAACUCUUACAAUUAGUCUCGCAAUUCAUGCAGCACAAAAUUCAUGAAUGCUCGUCGAUACCGAUAACUUUCUCCAACAAUAUCUGACUAAACUGUCGCAAUAAUACGUACUGCGUUUGCUGAUUAUAGAAUUCUUAUAUACCAACAUAUAUUAUUCAAGCUUGACUCAAUCACCUAUCUCACCUGUUAUUAGGUUCCGUUAAUUCGUUCACAUAAUUAUUGUACGCGAAUACCGUAAAUAUUGCCCCUUUGCUAAUUAUCGCUUAUUGUAUUAACUUUACUAUGGCAAAUAAUAUCUUAGAUUGUUAUUGGAUGCUAGUCAUUCAUUCCUGAUUAUUCUCAACUUGCUGAUGGUUGACUAUCGAAUAAUUGUAUUACAUACGGCACUAAUAUCUGCUUUUUUGUUUAUCGUAUCAAUAUACCUUGUUAAAUUGUUCACCUUUUUUUUCGCUAGUUAUUGCUAAUUUAUCAAUAUAUUCGAUACUAUUAAUGUAAUACUUACGUUUCGUUCGUGUUCUCGUGCCCCCCGCCCCCCCGUCCAUCGACUAUUAUCCUAUUUAAUUGUUAGUUGUGCAAAACCGCCACAGGGUUUGUUAUAUUGUUUCCAUUGUGUUUUUUUCUUUCCUAAAAAUUGGCACAGUUGCGUCUGGCGCCCAACAUUACCUUAUCUUUUGCCGAAACUACCCUACAUCAUAUAGUAACGGAUUAAUGGUCCUCACCUUAUCUUACCGUAUUGUAAAAAUUAAACGUUCUAAUAUGUAUAAUAGGUAUGUAAAUAUACAGCUAUUUACAAAU
Neodiprion virginianus is the source of this 6777-nucleotide messenger RNA. RefSeq names its product transmembrane protein 8B-like. NCBI's taxonomy places the organism in Eukaryota, Metazoa, Arthropoda, Insecta, Hymenoptera, Diprionidae. The record is from RefSeq and is a predicted model, not a curated record. The transcript is spliced from 5 exons. Gene Ontology annotation, cellular component: plasma membrane. Bases 609 to 2744 code for a protein of 711 amino acids.